AUGAUGAUGGAGUCCAGUAUCAACAGCGCAACAAUCUUACCACCCUACGAAGAAGAAUUCGAAACAGUUGAUAAUCUUCAUUGGUCUCCAGAAACAGCAUCUAUUUGUUUUGGAUACACCAGCUUCAAGCAUCGAACUCCAUAUAAAUUACCCAAACCACAGACAAGAAUCACUAUAAUAAUACAGUAUAAAAUAACCGCAUUAAAAAUGUCUUUAAUUUUAAAACACGAACAAAAAAAAUUCGAAGGAGAUGGUUUCUUCUCUGCGCAAACAUCUCUCAUCCCCAAAGUGGCCAAUUUCGUCUCAAACAACAAAUCGCUCAUUUCCUCAGAAGCGCAAGCUCUUGGAUCUGUGGCAAAAGCAGGAGUAAAUAUUAGCGAUGCAGUGAAAAAAUCUCAGGAACUUAAAGAACUGCAGCUGAUAAGAGAACUAAGAAACAAGAGACUAGAACGACAAGCCCUAGAAAAACAAGGAAAAGGGUUUAAAAUCAUUGGAUAA
This is a messenger RNA of Lottia gigantea (owl limpet), 498 nucleotides long. RefSeq lists its product as hypothetical. The record is from RefSeq and is a predicted model, not a curated record. Lineage: Eukaryota; Metazoa; Mollusca; Gastropoda; Lottiidae. Bases 1 to 498 code for a protein of 165 amino acids. The transcript has 2 exons.